AACACGUAGAAACAUGGCAGAUGACAAUUUAGAUGAUUUAAUAGAAUUAAAUUCUGAAAACGACGAUUUAUCUGAAGCUUUUACCAGAGCUGCAGAUCACCUGCAAAAAAUUGCUACUAAAAUAGAUAAUGCAACAUUACUGUCCUUGUAUGCAUAUUACAAACAAGCAACCAAUGGUCCUUGUACUAGUUCAAGACCAGGUCUGUUCGAUUUAAAAGCUAAAUCUAAAUGGGAUGCCUGGAAAAAAUUGGAAAAUAUGGCAAAAGAAGAGGCUAAAACAUUGUACGUUAAGAAAGUUUGUGCAUUAGAUCCGCAAUUUUCAAGUGCUACAGUCCCGACACAAACUAAAAACAAUUGGGUGUGCAUAUCGACAUUACAACAAACAGAAGUAAUAGAUGAAACAGCAAAAACAGUUGUUGAUCACGUUGUUGAGGGAAAUACGGACAAACUCGAAAAUAUUCUGAAAACGAUGAGUAAGGAUUCCAUCAACAAGUUGGAUGAUAGUGGACUGGGUUUAAUCCAUUGGGCGGCCGAUCGUGGUUCUUUAGAUACAUUACGCUUACUGAUAUCAUUAGAGGCAGAUAUUAAUUUGGAAGAUUGUGAAAAACAAACUGCUUUACAUUACGCCUCAAGUUGCGGACAUUAUAAUUGCGUACAUUUUUUGCUAGAAAACGGUGCUGAUAUGAAUAAAAAAGAUAUAAAUGGCUUGGAACCGCUUUCUGUAGCAGCUGAUAAAGAUAUUGAGGAGAUUUUAAAUAAGUUCAACUUUAUUUAAUUUUUUAUCUGGUAAUGUAGUCGUUACGUAGUUUUCUGCCAGCAGGAAUAGAUGAUCAGUUGAAAAAACGGAUAAUUUUUUUAUGCUAAUAACUUCAAAAAAUCUAUUUGAAAUACAUAACUUAAUACAAUUAAA
Messenger RNA from Agrilus planipennis (emerald ash borer), 910 nucleotides. It is a transcript of the gene anox, whose product is annotated as acyl-CoA-binding domain-containing protein 6. Gene Ontology annotation, molecular function: fatty-acyl-CoA binding; protein binding. Lineage: Eukaryota; Metazoa; Arthropoda; Insecta; Coleoptera; Buprestidae. The record is from RefSeq and is a predicted model, not a curated record. The coding region runs from base 14 to 775 and encodes 253 amino acids. The transcript has a single exon.